AUGCUGAAAACGGUGCUUUUGGCGUUGCUGCUCGGCGCGGUGGCCCUGGCCGAGUUGUCGGAGGAUUCGGGCAUUGACGAGAUGGCCUCUGAUUCGACAGUCGAUGAACUACCGACGAAAACUUCCCAAAAGAAACCAAACUUCUUCCCGAUGCCACCGUUUCUAAAGCACUGCACCCUGAAGGCCCGUGGGGAAUAUAUUGCUAUUGUUAUGGACUACUCGCUCACGCGCACCCAGCUCUACAAAAAGCUAGAGCAAUGGAAAGAGGCGCAGCCGAAAAAGAUUCAGAAAGAAGUAGACCAAUUCAACGCGUUCAUGAAGCGCCACAUGCAGGAUGUGAGGAAAAACGCGACGCACAGUCUUGAGGAAUUUCCCCAGGUCCUGAAAAGCAUCGACGAGAUUGUCCGGAAGCCCAAUGUGCCUAGGAUUGACAUCGCCAAGAAGGUGUAUCAAAUCCUGAAGGGCACCGAUCGUCAGACUGCUGAGCUGACCGUCGCCUUUAUGCGCAUUUUCACCGGACAUCGCCGUUGCCCUCAUGAUCACCUGGUCAAAUACAACUCGAAAGAAAUCGAGCUGAUCCUGAAGGGAUAUGAAUAUAAGACCGGGACCCUGGAGGAGGACCUUGAAGGCAUCUUC
Messenger RNA from Mesorhabditis spiculigera, 636 nucleotides. The record is from the annotation of a GenBank genome assembly. Lineage: Eukaryota; Metazoa; Nematoda; Chromadorea; Rhabditida; Rhabditidae.